This is a messenger RNA of Dictyostelium discoideum AX4, 2358 nucleotides long. RefSeq lists its product as hypothetical. Gene Ontology annotation, molecular function: ATP binding; RNA helicase activity; nucleic acid binding. The transcript is spliced from 2 exons. Gene Ontology annotation, cellular component: cytoplasm; nucleus. The coding region runs from base 1 to 2358 and encodes 785 amino acids. Lineage: Eukaryota; Evosea; Eumycetozoa; Dictyosteliales; Dictyosteliaceae. The record is from RefSeq and is a predicted model, not a curated record.
AUGUCAUAUAAUAGUAGUAAUAGCGGUAGUGGUAGAUACGACGAUAAUAGAAGUGGUAACUCAUCAUAUUCUAGUACCUCUAGAGGUGGCAGUAGUUAUGGUAAUAGAUCGGGAAGUGAUAGAGAUUAUAACCGAGAUGGUGGAAGUUAUAAUAGGGAUUCCUCUAGAGAUUAUAACAGUAGUAGUGGUAGUGGUAGUGGUAAUGGCAGUAGUAGCUAUAAUAAAUACCCAUCAUCAUCAUCAUCAUCAUCCUCAUCCUCAUCAACUUCAUCAUAUGGUCCAUCAAAAGGUAAAGAUUUCCAAGAUUCAUGGGGUAGUUCCAGCACAGGAACAACCAAUGGAUAUAAUGGUUCAAGUAACGGAUAUAAUAGUUCAAGUAAUGGAUAUAAUAGUAGUAAUAGUAGCUCAAGUUAUGGUGCAUCAAAUAAUGGAUAUAAUAAUAGUAGUGGUAGUAGUAGUAGUGGUAGUAGUGGUAGCAGUAAUGGCGGCAGUUACAACAAUAGUGGUAGUAGUAACUCAAAUGGAUAUAGUAAACCAACAUCAAAUUAUAGUUAUUCAAAUGGAUACACUGGACCAACCACAAAUUAUAGUAGUUAUUCAAAUGGGUAUUCAACACCACCAACAUCAACAUCAACAUCAUCGUCAUCGACUACUACAACAACAACAACAACACCUUCAACAUCUUAUAAUGGUGGUAGUACAAGUUAUGGUUAUUCAACAAGUGGUAGUUCUAAUGGAUAUGGUGGAUAUUCACAACCACCCAUUCCAUCAUAUGACCCAUCAAGUGUUUCAAGUUAUGGUGCAGUGACUCCCGCUUCUUCAAGUUAUAAUGCAUCAGUACCAGGUAGUUCCUACGGAAAUUCAACCUAUCGUUCCUCAGGCUACGGUAACCAAUCUUAUGCAACCACCAAUAGUUAUGGUAGUUCCUCAUAUGGUUCAUCAGGAUUUUAUGGCAAUGCCAAGGCAAAUACUGGUAGCUUUGGAUCCGCCUUAUCACCUAUCAGUUGGGACUUGAGUAAAUUACCAAGAUUUGAAAAGAAUUUCUAUCUUGAGCAUCCAGAUGUAUCCAAAUUUACACAAGAAGAGAUUGAAAAGUUUAGAGCAUCCUUCCAAAUGACCGUAAAAGGUAGAGAAGUUCCACCACCAAUCAUGCAAUUUACCCAAGCACCAUUCCCAGGUUACUUGAUGAAAGAGAUCAUUGGUGCAGGUUUCCCAAAUCCAACACCAAUUCAAUCCCAAGCAUGGCCAAUUGCAUUAAAGGGUAGAGAUAUCAUUGGUUUGGCUAAAACUGGUUCCGGUAAGACAUUGGCUUUCCUUUUACCAUCAAUUGUUCACAUUAAUGCACAACCAGUACUUAGAGAAGAUGAUGGUCCAAUCGUAUUGGUAUUGGCACCAACCAGAGAGUUGGCACUUCAAAUUCAAGAGGAAACCAAUAAAUUUGGUGGAACAAGUCAAAUUUCAAAUACAUGCGUCUAUGGUGGUGCAAGUAAACACACUCAAGUCGCUGCACUUAAAAAGGGUGUUGAAAUUGUUAUUGCCACACCUGGUCGUUUAAUUGAUAUCCUCGAGUCUGGUAAAACCAAUCUUCGUCGUGUCACCUAUUUGGUACUCGAUGAAGCCGAUCGUAUGCUAGAUAUGGGUUUCGAACCACAAAUUAGAAAAAUCAUUAGCCAAAUUCGUCCAGAUCGUCAAACACUUAUGUUCUCUGCCACUUGGCCAAAGGAAGUUCAAGCAUUGGCUCAUGAUUUCCUUACCGAUCAUAUUCAAGUUCACAUUGGUUCAACAGAGAUCACUGCAAAUCAUAACGUUAGACAAAUCGUUGAGGUUUGUCAAGACUUUGAAAAGAAGGAAAGAAUGUUAAGUUUUUUAGGAAGUGUUGGUCGUGAUGAAAAAGUUAUUGUCUUUGCCGAAACUAGAAAAGGUGUCGAUGAUCUUCAACGUGUUUUACAAUUUUCAGGUUUCAAAUCAAUUGGUAUUCAUGGUAAUAAAUCUCAACCAGAAAGAGAUUUUGUUUUAUCUCAAUUUAAAAAUGGUAUGGUUCCAAUUAUGAUUGCAACAGAUGUAGCUUCUCGUGGUUUAGAUAUCAAGGAUAUUAAAUAUGUAGUAAACUAUGACUUCCCAAACACAAUAGAAGUUUAUAUUCACCGUAUUGGUCGUACUGCUAGAGCUGGAGCAUCCGGUGUCAGUUAUUCAUUAUUAACAACAGAUAAUGCACGUUUGGCUAACGAAUUAAUUAAAGUAUUAACUGAGGCAAAACAAAAAAUACCAAUUGAACUUUCAAAUCUUUCCGUUACUCCAAGUACAUCUUCAAAUACGAAAAAAUUUUCACCAUAUCCAACUUAUUCAAAGAGAUAUUAA